Molecule: messenger RNA, 540 nt
Organism: Acanthoscelides obtectus
Lineage: Eukaryota; Metazoa; Arthropoda; Insecta; Coleoptera; Chrysomelidae
Source: the annotation of a GenBank genome assembly
AUGAUUACUAACGUAAAUGCGAAGUAUCCUGGAGCAGUCCACGAUGCAGCAAUAUGGGACUCUUCAAACAUACAGAGACAUCUUAAGCAAAAAUAUGAAGAUGGAAGACGAAACUGCUACCUACUUGGUGAUUCAGGAUAUCCUCUCCAGCCGUGGCUGAUGACACCAAUCCUCGAAACAAGAGCUAAUACCCCCGAAGCUCACUAUAACAGUAUACAUAUCAACACACGCAAUGUGGUUGAAAGGGGCUUUGGUAUUUGGAAAGCCCGUUUUAGAUGUUUAAGGAAAGACAGGGUUCUUCAUUAUUCUCAUGAUACAAGUGGCAUGAUAAUUUAUGCUUGUGCUGUUUUGCAUAAUAUUUGCAGAAUAUAUAAUGCAGAACAAGAGUAUGAAGAUAAUGGCGACUCUCAUGACAACACUGAUCAGACUACUAACAGCAGCCAUCCUGAUGAUGCUGCAAUUCCAAGUAAUGAUUUUCUCACAGAGGGCAGGUUUAUUCGCCAGCAACUUGUAAAUCAGUUGUCUACUGCGAUCAGGUGA